Molecule: messenger RNA, 2301 nt
Organism: Annulohypoxylon truncatum
Lineage: Eukaryota; Fungi; Ascomycota; Sordariomycetes; Xylariales; Hypoxylaceae
Exons: 6
Coding region: 1-2301 (766 amino acids)
Source: RefSeq, a predicted model, not a curated record
AUGACGCCGGAUGGAGAAAGAUCAUCGAGAUCUAAUAUGGAUCAGUCACUAAGUGAAGCAGAACCUUAUCCUGUAGAACACAAUACCACACUCCACUCCAUUCAUGAAAGAACGACCAUCAAUUCCGCCUUGCGAUCGAAUUACGCUACGAAAUGGGGACCUGUUGAAGCGUUCCGUGAACUCGUACAGAAUUGGCGGGAUGGAAUUAUUCAAUCAUUCAAGCUAUCUGAAGAAGACUUCAAGGUUAUCCUGAAGGAGAAUGAUGAUGAGAUUGUCUACACGGCUAUAGCACCAAGCACAUAUCGAUAUUUAACCCCAUUGCAUGAAUGCCUUGGAUACAUUCGAUGGACCCGGCAGCAAGGAGCGGGCACCGUAGACAUCACUAACAGACAAGCGACAAUCGAACCGUGGCAUCUAACCAUGGGAGGUACAACCAAGGUGGCCGACAAGAAUCAAGUCGGAAAGCACGGCGAAGGGCUGAAAAUUGCCCUUCUCGUGCUGAUGCGGGAGCCGCAGAAUCAUGAGGUCCGGUGCCAUUCUGGGGGGUUUGAGUGGACGUUCAAUUUUACCAGCCAGCGAAGACUCGUCGCAAAUCUCGUAAGAAUGACUCCAAGUACAGCUGGCAAAGCACAAGGUCAAGCGCCUGUUGAAGCUUCCCCCAACGAAGACGUCCAGUUUCUCAUCGGUACUAUCAGCAAAGGUCGCAAUGAGUAUGGUUACCCGACGGAGAGGACAGAAGUAACAAGAGACGAGUUCAAAAAAUGGACUAAAUGCGCUCUGUUCCUGCAAAAUAUACCCGAUGCGGAUAUUGUGAAAACAAGCAGAGGGGACAUACUUAUGGAUCCGAGAUUCAGCGGAAGUAUCUAUCUAAAGGGUUUUUUGUUGAAGGAAUCGACAAGAGGAGGAUCUGCUAGUGUAACCAGUAAAGCGUUGAAACACGGGUAUAAUUUUGCAACUGGGAUGACAGAUCGUGAGAGAGAGUUCAUGGCCAGCUCCGACGACGAAUCACGCGCAAUUAUGGCGAUAUGGGAAAGAGCACUAUCUGUUCGAGGCGAACUCGUCGGAGAGUUGCAUGGAUUGCUGAUUUCUGAGCAAGAGUACGCGGAUGUAUACCGAGCGGAGGAUUUCAUCCAUGAAAGUACCAAAGGUCGCAUCAAAUCGUAUAUUCGCGAAAAGUUCAGUACCAUAUGGUACUACACGGCCAAGGAACAAAGCUCGAAUCAUAUGUUUGACAAUAUUGUGGAAGCUUUCAGCCGCACACCUGAAGAGGUGAAUCAACGUUAUUGGGCUAUCCUCAAAGAUAGCGGGUUCCGAACGGCCGACGAAGAGGAGAUGAAGCGGUUCAACGAAGCGACAACUUUGCCAAAUACCGGGAAAUUUCAAAGCUCACUUCGUUGGCUCAUCCGGGGCGGCCUCGAGGGUUGCCAUAUAACGACUGGUACAGAUGUGAUGUUUGUUAAGGCUGAUCGGGUGAUACACGAGAAAUGGUCAAAAAUGCAAAGUGCCAUGAAGAUACUUGGCCAACACCAGCAGGCUAGCGUUCAAUCGGUUUUGCUGGGUGCCGCCCAAUGGCUCAUUCGCGAUGCGCUCUCACAGGUGCCAACGCACCUAUUCAACCCAUUCAAUACAAAUGCUCAAUCCAAUCCAUUCAGCCGGAAUGCUCAAUGGGAUCCAUUCACCCUGAAUGUUCAACGUAUUCUUUCCCAGCACCAGAAACAAGCUAUUGCUGAAAGCGGUCGGAGAAUCGACGAGGUUAUUCAAAUACUACGAGUAACACACUUCGAAGUGUAUGACUGCGGGACGUUCAACAAGUUGGCCGUGAAGUGGAAUAAAUGUGCUGCCUGGUCCACCACGAAGUGUCAGGUCACUAUUCAACUUCAUCGCAAGUCAACCUGUUGGCAUGUUCGGGAUAUCCUCAAUGGGAGCACGAUUGUUUCCUCAAACAUGACAUGUUGUACUCACAUCACCGAGGUAUCUCAUAAAACAUUUCCUGCCACCACUUGCUUUACAGCAACAAUUCCCUUUGAUAAGGAAUCAUUCGAAGUACAAGUCGAAAAGGGACAAGAUUAUUAUUAUUUGAUGUAUAACCCAGAAGACUUGAUGGCACUGGUGGCAUUCUGUCCGGACAGAAAAACCUUCAUAUUAAAAGCUGAUGGCAAUAACAAGGACGGUCAAGGUUCUGUCCGGGGAAUCGGAAAUCUGCCUCAAGCCGCCCCUCAAUCAAGACCAGUGGUUCAACUGCCGCCCCAGUCUGUGGUUCCAUCGAAGGUUCCAUCAAAGCGCCCUUGGGAGGAUAAUUGA